CGAUACUACAGCCAUAAAACGAAUUAUAAUUGAUGGUGUAUUUCUUAUUUAACAAAACUGUAACGUAAUCUAUAAAUCCAAAGCGAAAUUAUCCAUUUUUGAAAUCGAAAUCCGUAUUCACCACCACGAAGCUACUUUCUCCUUGUCAUGGAAUGUUUUAAGAAAAAGAGUUAAUACAAGCGCGAGCUGAUGCAAACUUGUCUGGCAGCUGGCGCUCGGUUUUGACAUUUGCCAGUGGAGUGAGUUUCUAGUGCUUUCGUUGUGCGAGGCAAGUAGCGUUUCACGGAUACGUAAUAUGGUGCAUUUAUUUUACCACAUGACAGAUAUUUGACAUUAUUUGAGGAGGUGGAGUGUGAUAGAAUUAGAAUUAUGGCUCAAGUACAAUUUGUGGAAGAAUUAAUUAGAGAAUAUCUGAUUUUUAGAGGUUUUAGUUCUACUGUCAAAGCAUUUGAUUCCGAAUUGAAAGUAGAUAAAGACAAAGGAUUUCGGGUUGAUAAAAUUGUAGAGUUGCUUCUUCAGCAUGUAACAUCAUGUGAUUUAACAUCUUUACGUGAACUUUGGCUACAUUUAGAUCAGAAGGUGUUUUCGAAAUUGGAACAUCACUUCAUUCCAGGCAAGUGUACAAGAGCUUUUGGUAACAUUAUUAAUUUUCAUGCAGUGCUUCCUUUCGUGAGAUACCCUGAAGAAAAUCCUAUCUUUGCUGUACAUUUUACGAAGCAAUGGCAAGAUACAUUGCUUGUGUCAUUGCAUAAUUUUUUGGCUACAAUCUUCCAGUGCAUGCCUUUGCCUGUACUGUGUGCAUAUGAAGAUGAGACUGCACGAAUUCGCCGUCUUGUUGAUGAAAAUGAGUCAUUAAAGCUUAAAUUAGCUACUCUGUCAGAGAGUGGUCGUGGAAGCAAUACUCAAAGUGAAUCUGCUGUGCAGUUUACAUCUGACUCUUCACCGUCUGGUACAGAUCUUAUGGAUGACUUCUAUGUUAUUGCACAAAGCAAUUUCAGCAACAGUUCAGAGGUGAUUGUUCUCCAUCAGGCAAGAAACAAGUCGGGUAUUUUCUGUCGUCCUGGUAGGAGAGACUUGGGGUCAUUUGGAGGGCUAUUAGCAAAACUCUUUCGUUAUCCUCUGGAGCUGUUUUCAAAUAUUCUCUUACCAAAGAUCUGUGCAGGAAAAUAUCCUUAUAGACUUUUCUGGGAGGCAUUGUCCAUAAGUGCAGAAAAUCAAAGUAAAACCUUGAAGAGUUUAAUUCGCAAUAUUGGUACAGGUUUACCAACUAGUCCCAUUCUUGUAAGAAGAGUUUCGCAACAACAACACCAGCCGCCUCAAGGUCAAAAGAAACUUAGUUCUUCAGAAGAAUAUGUUCAUAAGAAGUCAGUCCAGAAACCUCGACCAACCUCAACUUUGGGAACUUCUGUGAACAGCCGACCAUCCACAUCACCUGCAUCAACAGAUAUACCUUCAGCCCCAGCAAGACGUUCUGAAACACGAACAGGACCUCUGGCAGAGGGCACUGAGAAGAAGCAAGAACCAAACACGACCACUGCCGUGGGAAAUGUUGAAUCAACAAUCUCUGCUCCUACCAGUAACUUCUUACUUCUCAGCCAGGAACAGUAUGCUGAACAUCGGGCUUCCAUCACCCAAUGCCGCUUUAAUAGUGCUGGUUCAGCAAUAGCAAGUUGUGACACCGAUGGAGUUGUUAAGCUUUGGACUCUCACUCCUACUCCCAAAACAUCUGCAACCUUUGUCUCAAAAUCCAGUGCAUUGUCAUUGGCCUGGGUUACAAAGAAUGAACGCUAUUUUCUUACUGGCCAUAAAAAUGGGUUGGUGAGAUUAUAUGAUUCACAUGACAAUAAAAUGGUUUGGGAAAUAGGAACAGAUUCUGCUGGAUCACUUACUCAAGCCAGCAGUGUCCUGGAUUUGUGCUGCAGUCCCAAUGAGACAAAUUUUGUUUGCUGUCUGGUUGACGGACAACAAAGUAAUCUUAGCAAAUUGCUAUUAUUUGAUUUAAAAACUAAAAAAUUGGAAAACUUCUAUCUUUUUGGUACUGGUAAUCACUAUGCAAAAUGCUGUGCUUUCAAUCACAAUGGUCAGCUGCUAUUCACUGGCUGCACAGAUGGUGCAGUGCGUAUCUUUGAUAUACGAAGUUCUGAUUGUAUAGAUGUGUGGCAUUUACAGAAAGAGCCUAUUGAAGCUAUUCAGUUAGUGGCUGACUACACUGCGUGUUUCACUCUCACUAGAGACUGUAAGCUACGACGUCAUUGUUUGAGUCAGAGAGGGCAGAUAUUAUCAGAACAUUACCUACCAGAUGUUGGAGCAUUGCAAAUCUUGCCUGAAGCUCAUGGACAAUUCUUCUCUUUAGACACAGCUGGUACAAAUGCAUUAUUGUGCGGUAACUCAGGUGGUGUUAUUGCUCAUGUGGGUACUUCUAAUGUAAGAAAACUGCUUGAUAUGGGAGGCCAUUGUGAGCCUGUUGUUGCUGUUGAUUGGGCUAUUGCUAAUCAAUGUGUUACAUCUGUUACUGCCUCCAGUGAUGGUAGAAUUCAACUCUCCACUCUCUUGACACCUUGAGACACUCAAAACUUUUAAUGAGUUGAAUGAUGUUAUCGGAUCGAUCUUCAUUGUUGUCUUUAAACAACAUCCUUCAUAUCACUACUUCAAUUCAAAACUAGAACAUCUUUAAAAGUAUUGUUUUGAGAAAAUAGAAUUUUAAGAUUUUGUUUAUAUGUGAUUAUUCAGAAAAUUGAAUAAGGAAAUUGAAUUCAUAUAUGAUACAAGUUGUAAACAAUUGUUUUGUGUUGGUUAAUUAUAAUCAACUAGUGGAUCCACCAUUCUUCGCUACUGCAGUGUUUUACACUUCACAUGCUACUGGUCACGUGAUUAUAAAUCACGUUUUAUGUUACGCUCUGCAGAUGUUUUAACACAUUUGAUCCUGAGGGAUACACCAUAUGGUUAACUCUUGUGUCCUGUGCAAUGUAUGUGUUAUACUAAAUAUGUAACAAAAACUAUUGUACACAUCAGUUGAAAAUUGAUAAAAUCUUGUAGUAUUGUCUUUUCUCUUUAAGUCUGUAUAUAUUUUAUGUUCGUUUGAUUGUGAUGAUAGUGAGAAGGGAUUUCAAAGAAACACGGUGAAUUUAGUAUGUCAACAAUUACUGGUGCACCACAAUUAUAUUUUGUUGAAGUUCAGAUAUAAUUCUAUUUGAAUAGUUUUAUUUCUGCCUUUAUUUUUCGAAAUAUACUGUGGUAAAAAAAUUAUGAAAAAUAGUCUAACUCAGUUGAGUCUUCAUUUACAGAAAAUUUUAUUUCACUGGUUUUCUCGAACACUGGUAAUUCAGAUUGUUUAUCAAUUUCACAGCAUUCUAAAGGAAAAGAAAACUCUUGAAUUUGAGAAAACUCGCCAAUAAAAUUAUUCACAUAAUUAUUACUCUCCUGAAUAUAAUUUUAAUUGCUCAAAGUAGACAACAGUCCUGGAAUAAAAUCGAUGUCCUCAUCACAAGAAUCCAGUUUCCAUCCAUUAUUCAAAACUCUUGAAAUUCUUGUGUUGAGUCACUGUGAAUUUUACAACUAUGUCUUCUAAACAACUGUUUAUGUAGCUAAUAGCACGAACACUACUUACAAAGAAAGACAUUCUGAACAUAAUCGAAAGUGCCCUCAAGCAUGAAUAUCCGAAUGUUUCCUGGAAAAAUUCCAAAUACUUGCAGACAAUAGAAAAACACAUUGGCGUUUGUCCUACAACCACCUUAAUCAUAUUAAAUAGCAAAUUCUAGGUGCUUUCGAAUGCCUGAGAUACAUUUAUUGUUUGUCAAAGACUAUAAAUGUAAGAGGACGUCUGACAUACAUCCAUUGGGCACUGAUGAAAAUUAAGAUGACAUAUCAGAUACAUCAGUAGGAUCGAAAGUAGCAAUAGAUGAAAGAUUUUCUUGUGAGUGCGAGUUUAUUCUAUGUCCUGGUUUGAUUGUGGUUGUCAAAACGUCUCACUCAAGUUUAGGCAUGCAUUCACUAUGAGAAGAAAUUACGUGUCCAAGAUAAUAUUCAAGUAAUAAUACCAGCAGAUGUUUCACAAUCGCAGGAGUAGAAUAUGAAGAGAAGAUGCACUUAGUACUUGGAGUGUGGCAGGUUGUGUAGAGCUUCUGUUCGGGGGUGCUUGAGUCAACACUAGCUUGAGCAUAAAUCCAUAAAAUAUCAUCAUCAAUACGCAUUGAUGGCAGACAUAUGCUCAUUCCCAUUUUGCUGUGCCUUUAAUUGUUUAUGCGCAAGUGUAAGCAAUAAGUUGACAAUAAGUUUUACCACAAUUGGAUGAACAGUAUGGCAGCGCAUAAAACAUAAACACAAACAAACAUUGAUUUUUGUAUAUUACAUCAAUUACUUACCUAUAAUUAAAUUAUAAAAUUAUAUUAUACUUAUGGUUAAAGAUGUCUUUC
Gryllus bimaculatus (two-spotted cricket) is the source of this 4412-nucleotide messenger RNA. NCBI's taxonomy places the organism in Eukaryota, Metazoa, Arthropoda, Insecta, Orthoptera, Gryllidae. The record is from the annotation of a GenBank genome assembly.